This is a messenger RNA of Conger conger (European conger), 1788 nucleotides long. RefSeq lists its product as uncharacterized. The transcript has 5 exons. Lineage: Eukaryota; Metazoa; Chordata; Actinopteri; Anguilliformes; Congridae. Bases 553 to 1788 code for a protein of 411 amino acids. The record is from RefSeq and is a predicted model, not a curated record.
UGUGUGUACAUUGUGGCACCCCUGCUCCUGAAUGUUGUGCCACGUGGGUGGAGAACCCUGGAGGGGCCCGUGCCGGUCAACCGCGCAGACGUCACGCAUUGGGAGAGGUGUGCGAAGGGGUAUAUCUGCCUAGAGAUGUGAUGGGGAGAUCAGCACCUUGGAGAGAGAUCCCUCUACCUGCGGUCCAGGACCCCGGCCAGCGCACGUGAGUUAGCAGAGUGGAAAAUCACUGACUCACCUGCAGCCUCUUUUCCUAAUGAGCAGGGAAUGGGAUUUAAGGCGCGGUCGAGGCUGCAGCCAGGCUCAGUUGGUGCCAUUCCUGAGCGUGUGAGAGUGUGGAAGGCAGGGAGAGGAAGGACCUGCAACGCCCAGCCAUACUGAACCUGAGGAAGACCCCACCUUCACGGACGGCAACACCGAAGACCUGGAAACGGACGCCGGUCACGAUUCACCCCGAGGCACCACAUAUGGUGGAGAAUGCGGGCAUACUGAUGCCACGCUGUGGAAGCUGAUCUGGGCCGAAGAACCAACACGGGUGAGAACGGAGAGUGAAUGGAAGCCACACCCCCUGGGGAAGAGCGAAGAAGGAGACGAUUGGCUGCCCCUACCCUCGCUGAGAUGCAAGAAGCGGAAGCAGAGGAGGGCUCCCGAGGGAUGAUGGAAGCGGCCAUCACGGAGCUGGCGAGGUCCCAGCGGGCCCUGCAGGAAGCGGUGGUCGAACUCUGCCGCCUAUCCCCCCGUGACGGAUCGAGACGAACCCCCCGAGAGGCGUUGACAAAGAUGACAGCUGAUGAUGACGUUGAGGCGUACCUCCAGGUGUUUGAGCGCGCCGCUCAACGUGAAGAAUGGCCGCCGGCAGCCUGGGCAGCCAUACUAGCCCCCUUCUUGACGGGAGAGGCCCAACAGGCCUAUCGAGAUAUGGACAUGGCUGACGCCACCGACUACCUCAAGUUGAGGAGAGCCAUCCUAGCCCAAUAUGGGUUCAGCCUACCUGCCCGAGCCCAGCGAUACCACGAAUGGGCCUAUGACGCCUCCCAGCCUGCCCGGUCCCAAAUCGCCGCCCUGACCCGCCUGACCAAGAGCUGGCUGGCCGAGGGAGAGGGGCCACCCCUGUUGGAGAGGGUGGUGUUGGACAGAUGCACCCGCGCUCUACCCCGGGAAGCCAAACGGGAUAUAGCCCAGGUGGGACCCACCUCCGUAGAACUGCUAGUGGGCCUCCUCGAAAACCAUCAGGUCACUCAGAAGAUGCUCCAACCUGAACGCACCAAAACCCCGCGCCGCCCAGUUAGGUGCCCAGCACAGGUGAAGCGCCCACCAGCCCGCCCUGACCAAAAUCGGCGGGGCAGACCUGCCGGAAGUACGGAGGCCCCCAGGUUCCCGAUACGAGUAGGGGGACAGGACACUGUAGCAGUGCUGGAUUCGGGCAGCGCCAUCACCUUGACUUAUUGGGAGGAGGGGCCCCGGCCUCUGAGGGAGACGAGGCCACGACGGCCCCACCGGGCUGCCCGCCAGAACCCCCUACCAGUCUGGGCCGCGACGUCUGGGGACAGUGAAGGAGAGGCCCUGCCACCUGAGAGGAAACGCCAACCCAGCACCCCGGCCACCAGUGGAACCAUCACUGCGUCCGAGAAAGAGCUUGGGGAGGCCCUGCCCCCGGAGAGAGAUGUCCGUCUAGCCUUCUCGGAGGGCCCCCAAGAGGUGAGCGAGGAGGCCGAAGCACCCACACGGGGGAGGAAGUGGAACAGCUGCUCGUCCCUCAACCGUUUGUGCCCCGAGUCCUCUACUUAG